UGUAGCUGUAUUUAAAUAGGGAAAACGUGGAGGAGUUUGGUCGCUUCUAACUGUCCAUCUGUUUGGAUCCUAAUGAAUGAACUGGGCUAAGCUAAGUGCUAGCCAAGUGGCGCCGUGCGCCAGGGCGAUUGAGUGCACGCAUUGAGACGCAAGAGGUCUGUAUCAACUCGUCUUACUUGACCGAAUAACAUGUUUUAAUAUGAAAAAACGGUGGAGUGUUCCUUUAAAUGUGAACUAUAAGCUGCCAGCUGGCUUGGUAGAACCUGUUUAUACCCUUCUAUCUGUCUGUUUUCAGGUAUGUCUGAAGUUAGUCUUGAGGCUGAAUCGGGGAGGACCUCAGCCGAGGACUCAAAGAUGGAUUGUGAGGAGGCUGACAAGGUGGAGGAGAGUUUGAGUGAGGAUGUAAAACAGGGGAGUGUAGACAACAGUCAGGGAAGUGAUGUCAGCGAUGGUGUGUUGUACGACAUUGAUAUUGACAGCGCUGAAGAAAAUGCCGAAAACGGCGACAAGGCUGUUCAGGAGGAGGAUCAGGGCACCCAGAGAGAGAGGGUGGUGACAUGCAGCGCCGGUGAUGCUGCACAGGUGUCUGACAGGGUAGAAAAUGGGGGACACGAGGCAGAUCAUCAAGUUGAAACAGCUGAAACACCAGAGGAAAGUGGAGAUGCUCACACCGAAACAAAGGAAAGCACAAUGAGUGAGGAGUCCCACAGAAGCUCAGCUGCUGAGAUCCCAGUCACCAGCAAUGGAGACCUGGAUCAGAGCCCUGAGACCGUAUUCCAGAGGGACUCUUACCCCAGUGCACCCCGGAGCCUCAACCUCUCAGAGUCCCACGUCACCUCCAGCAGCUUCGCUUCAACAGCAGAGGGCAUCAUUGAAUCAGGACCAUACAAAGGGUCAGCCAGCCUGCCCACGUCCCCCGUGGCUCCUGUAGCGCCCAGCUCGGCUGUUGCUAGCCGCCUGGCUCGUUCUUCCAGCGAUAGUCAGGCUGAGACAGGCGGGAUGAAUGCUCAGCCAAAGAGUGGAGCGGUGGUCCUGUCAGACGACCUAAAGAGCCCGGCCAUGGAGAAACUGGACCUAGUGAGGAAGUGGAGCAUCAACACAUAUAAAUGCACCAGGCAAAUCCUGUCAGAGAAGCUGGGUCGGGGCUCGAGGACCGUGGACCUGGAGCUGGAGGCUCAGAUCGAAGUCCUCCGCGACAACAAGAAGAAGUACCAGAAUGUGAUCCGGCUGGCCCAGACGCUGGCCAGCCAGCUGUCCCAGAUCAUGCAGACGCAGAGGCAGCUGGGAGACGCCUUCGCCGACCUCAGCCUCAAGUCCCCAGAACUACAUGAGGAGUUUGGUUACAACGCUGACACCCAAAAGCUUUUGUCCAAAAAUGGAGAAACACUGCUGGGCGCCAUCAACUUCUUCAUCAACAGUGUGAACACACUGGUGGACAAAACCAUUGAAGACACCCUGGUUAAUAUCAAACAGUACGAGUUUGCCAGGGUUGAGUACGACGCGUACCGCACAGACCUGGAGGAGCUGAAUCUGGGCCCACGUGAUGCCACCACCAUGCCCAAGAUCGAGCACUCCCAGCAGCAGUUCCAGAUCCACCGCGAGAAGUACGAGAGGAUGAGAAACGACGUCUCCGUCAAGCUGAAGUUCCUGGAGGAGAACAAGGUGAAGGUAUUGCAUAACCAGCUGAUCCUGUUCCACAACGCCAUCGCUGCGUACUACGCUGGCAACCAACAGCAGCUGGAACAGACACUCAAGCAGUUCCACAUCAAGUUGAAAAUGCCAGGUGGGGACAGUCCAUCAUGGCUGGAAGAGCACUAAUCACUCCUCUCGAAGCCUCGGAGGCUUUGAUUGACAGGAAAUGAAACUACAGGAACCCCCCCCCCCCCCCUCCUCCCCCUCCUCCUCCCUUCAACUUUACUGUCACUGCCUUUCAAACUGUAAAUCUUUUAACUCAAAACCUACAAUCCGUUUUACUCUUCUUGUUAAAUCAUCCUUUUCAUAUUGCAUUUAUCUGAAAUCAUAGGAAACGCACUUUUUUUAACUGUUUGACAGAUCUGUUGAACAGGAGUUGCUGCAGUAAACACAUUUGGAAACUGUAAAUGGCCUUUUUGUACUCCAGCAUAUGAAUGUUGUAUCCCAGUACAGCGGACAUGCUGGCUCUGGCCGCGGGAUCAAAAGCAACUUCCGUUUUACAAAUUAUUUACAAGAUUACGAUGAAUGCUAAUCAAUCAGGAAGACUCAUGAGACUCUGAACAUAAAAUUCUUUCAUGAUUUGAUUUAACACCUGUUGUGAUGAAACAGGGCAAAGCGGCAUUCAGAUUAAAAAUCAUGCAAACUGGUCACUUUUUGCCAGCAAACUCAUUAAAAUGUUAGUUUAGGAUGUUGGGAAAUUUACUUAUGUGCUUUCUUCCUGAGAGUUUGUUCAGUAUAAGAUUACAGCCGGCAGCUGUUAAGCUUAGCAUAAAGAGAACCUGGUCUCACAGGAAUCCGUGGAAUAGCCACGGAAUCACUCAAAUUUCCGUGAAACUGACACGGAUUUCGUUUCAAUGCAAGUUAAUGACAGUCAUAUCCCGUGGCUUGUUGUUGAUAAUACAAAAUCAUUUAAAGGUCUUCUAGUUUGUCAUAUUAAACAGAUCAUAGAUUCAGGCUUAGCAUAAAGAUGUAUUCAGUGUUUAUGCUAAACUAAGCUAAGCUAACCAGCUGCAGGCUUUAGUUUCCUGUUUAUUCUAUUUACUCUCAACAAGCAAACAAGAAUAUUUCCCAAAAAUGUCAGACUGUUCCUUUUUAAAUUGAUGUUUAAAAGUCAUAUUGACAAAUCCUGCUUGAUAUGCUGACCUGAUGCUACUUUUUAAUCAACAUUGCCCUGUUUUUUUUUUUUUUUUUAGCAUUCCCCUCUUUUGUCUGCAUUCAUGGCAUCUGACUGAAUGAUUACAAACUUGUUGAUUCUCUUAAAAUUCCAGAGAAAAUGAAGGACCAGCCUUAUGUGACUAAAUGUGCCUUGAAUUCUUGAAUUUGAUCUUCUCUUCACUCUCCGUGCUUUGCUUUCUGGUCUUGUUUUUUUUAGAAAAACAAAACAACAACACUCUCACUACCAGUUUUCCGCGACCAACUCUUGAAAGAAGAGAAUGGACCAAACAAACUUACACACACACACACACACACACAUCUCAUAGGAGCGUACAGUUAGUCCGUACAUGUUAAAACACUCCACAACACAAGAUGAUAGCUGUGGGAAAGAAAAUACUCCAGAAACAUUCAGAAAGUCUAAAUAUAUUUUAAGACUUCCUUUUUUCUCAAAGAUAUUUAUCCAUAUUGCACAUAUGCACAUUUAUGCAUUUGAGACUAAUUACAAAAAAAAUAACUAAGAAGUGUAUGAUAUGUGAGGUGAAAACCAAAAUACGAUUAACUUUUUUGUAAAUUUGAAGACCAGCAUCCUUUGUCUGAGCUGCUAACAGUUUCUUUCAUGGGGCUACAUAAAGUCUAUUUUUCAAAGAGGACAUAUUGAACGCUGGUAUUGGUAACCGGCUGUCGUGUCCUCACUUUGUUGAUUUGUAUUUUUCCUAUGGCUCACCAUAGCGGUUUGAGAGUGUGAAUCUUGUACAACAAUCUAUUGUUUCCCUGAAAUAGAUGGAUAUAUAUAUUUGUAAUUUUCUCUAUUUUACCUUGUAGUUUAUGAUCAAUGCUGCCAUUUGGCUUUGUUGUUUGUCUGUUUUCCCCCCUGAAGACCUGCAGAAUGAUGUGCUAGUACUAGUAUGUGCUAGUGGAUCUCUACCUUUGUAAUAAUGAAACAUUAACAAAUGUUGAGUUUAAAAAAAAAGGAUUCUGAAUGUUGUGUAACCUCUUUGGGAAAAUAAAAGUUUCUUUUCUUUA
Molecule: messenger RNA, 3870 nt
Organism: Centropristis striata (black sea bass)
Lineage: Eukaryota; Metazoa; Chordata; Actinopteri; Perciformes; Serranidae
Gene: arfip1
Product: ADP-ribosylation factor interacting protein 1 (arfaptin 1)
Exons: 9
Coding region: 298-1818 (506 amino acids)
Biological process (GO): intracellular protein transport; regulation of Arp2/3 complex-mediated actin nucleation
Cellular component (GO): trans-Golgi network membrane
Molecular function (GO): protein domain specific binding; phospholipid binding
Source: RefSeq, a predicted model, not a curated record